Molecule: messenger RNA, 333 nt
Organism: Heterostelium album PN500
Lineage: Eukaryota; Evosea; Eumycetozoa; Acytosteliales; Acytosteliaceae
Exons: 3
Coding region: 1-333 (110 amino acids)
Source: RefSeq, a predicted model, not a curated record
AUGUUAUUAAAGAACAUGUCUCAACAGCAACAACAGUUUCAACCAAAGAAUCUAAAGAACAGAAAUCUAAGAAUAGGAUUGGUGAUCACUGGUUUCAUAGCACUUGCAUUUUCAUAUCCUAUCUAUUUCGUAGUGUCCCACCAAAAACAAAAGAGAGAUCCAAAUGAUGCAUACUCUAGAAAUGCUUCGAUCAGAGGUACCUUCUUAAAUGCUGGUUCAAGAGUAUGCAAAUUGAUAAUCAUUAACAAUGAUAGUGUUGAUAUUGGUAGUGAUAAAUCAUAUAUUGGUAAUAUAAGAAAAGAAAAUAACAAUAAUAACAAUAAUGAAAGUUAA